CCGGUAUUAGCGAUGGGCGCAUUUCCGGUGAGCAGUUUCCAUGGUGGCGGGCGAGUGACCUGUGUCUUUGUGGUAUAUCAAAACACUGGAACAUACUGCUUUAGAAAAGUUAUAAGUAGAAAAAGGCAGUGUUGGAUCGUGGAGGCGUAACUGAGCUCUGACCAGCAACCAAUCAGCAAGAACAAGUUAAUGGAAGGCAGCGGCAAGCAUAGCAGCCAUCGUCUGAGAAGACAGUUAGAGUGGUGAUCUUGAGGCUUUAGCUCUUCGAGGCUUCAUUCAGAGAAAGCAAAAAAAAAGAAAAGUUUGAGGUGACGAUGCAGACAGCGGGCCGGCACUCUAAGACAUUAUUGCAGGUCACACUGGCCGUAAUCAAACCUGAUGCUGUGGCACACCCACUCAUUCUACAGGCUGUCCAUCAGAAGAUUCUGGACAACGGCUUCAUCAUUGUGAUGCACAAAUACUUAAAAUGGAGUCAGGAAGAGUCCCAAAGGUUUUAUGCAGAACAUUCAGACAGAUUCUUCUAUCAGCGAGUGGUGGAAUUCAUGGCCAGUGGACCCAUGCGAGCGUACAUCCUGGCCCAGCAUGACGCAGUGACCCGCUGGCGGCAGCUGAUGGGGCCCACCCGGGUAUUCCGAGCCCGCUUCUCUGCACCAUACUCCAUCCGUGGCCACUUGGGGCUGACAGACACCAGAAACACCACACACGGCUCAGACUCUCCUGAAUCGGCUGCGAGAGAGAUCACCUUCUUCUUUCCAGAGUUCGAUCAGCGGCGUUGGUGGAGCACCGAGGAGCAGCUCUAUCGGCAAGGACACUACUACUACCACCCACUGCAACAGCAGCACCUCCUCCAGAACCCCCAGACUCCGCUGGCCGAGGGGCAGAUGCACUGACAAGAGGGGAGUGCAGGAGGGUCAGGGGGACUGAUGUGGGUGGGGUCAAGGGGGGUGGGAGCAGUCACCCAAGGCUAGGGUCAGAGUUGAGUGGCCGUGACCCCGGCUGAAGUCAAAAGUGAGAGUCACUGACCUUGACUGGAUCAGAGUACGGAGUCUGCGUACUGCCUGCUGUGUUUGUCUCUGGUCUGCGUACAAUACUGUGUCCAGCCCCUAAUGCCAGCACCUUGACCUGUGCAGUGCAGGGUCAGCAGAAAUGUUUUUUUCAAGAUACAGUGCACAAUAGGCCUCUGUGGCCCUUUGACAGGUGACUCCCAGCAACCCCGAUUUAACUUGAACCUACGAACAGUACAUCAUUGGACUGUGGGAAGCCCGGAGGAAACACGUGCUCAUGAGAAGAACGUACAAACUUGCUAGCAGAGGACACAGUGAUUGAACUCUGAGUCUCGAUACCCCAAACUGUAAUAGCAUUGUGCAAACCGGUACACUACCGUGGUGCCCAGAUACCUGCCAUGUGAACACCCUUAGGUCAGUUAAUCCCCCACCCCAAUGUGAACACCCAUUGGUGCAGCCAGAAGCCCCUGAGUAUCCCUGCUCCCUCCUGAGGACUGGACACUCUGCGAGACCGACCUACUCACUGUGAUUUUUUUCAUAAUGACUUCUGAUGUCAAAUAAAUUUUUGUCUUUUUUCACUAAA
Hypanus sabinus (Atlantic stingray) is the source of this 1587-nucleotide messenger RNA. It is a transcript of the gene nme6, whose product is annotated as NME/NM23 nucleoside diphosphate kinase 6. The coding region runs from base 315 to 890 and encodes 191 amino acids. The transcript is spliced from 7 exons. Gene Ontology annotation, molecular function: nucleoside diphosphate kinase activity. Gene Ontology annotation, biological process: CTP biosynthetic process; GTP biosynthetic process; UTP biosynthetic process. The record is from RefSeq and is a predicted model, not a curated record. Lineage: Eukaryota; Metazoa; Chordata; Chondrichthyes; Myliobatiformes; Dasyatidae.